AUGCUCGGCGAGCCGAGUCUGCUGGACGCGUCGACGUCGUGUGCGCGCAUGGAUAGGCGAGCGCUGGCGCAGCGGCUCGCGGAUCUGCAAGGCGACGUGUCCAAGCUGGCCUCGCGGCUGGCCGCGCCGGCGACCGGUGGGCCGCCAGUGGCCGCUGUACGUGACGUGGCACCUGCAGUGAUGGCGCCGCUGGGGCCAAGCGCAGUACGACGCGCCCAUGGCCCAUCGACGAUUCCUGGCGGGCGCAUGGGCAAUCUCAUUCGUCUCCAGCGCGAGCUUCAUGACCUCCGGAACGAGAACGACCAGCUGCGCUUCGAAAUGGCCCAGAUGAAGCGGUCAGUGGCUGCAGCGCACGCCAAGCUGCGCAGCUACGAUGCACUCCACGGCGCGUACGCCGAUCUCCAAGCGCAGUGUGCGACGUUACAGCAGUCGCUCGAGCUCUCCGAGUCGAUCCGCGCCCGCCAAAAGACACUGCUACAGAGAAGCUACCACGAUACUUCGGACCUACAGAGUACUAGCCACCACGAGGCCUCAGUUCUUAGAGUGCAAGCACCGCCCAGGGCACCGCCGCAGAGCAACCCCACGAUUCAGCGCGCGUUCGACCCAACAGAGACUUGGCACGCUAGCCACGUGAUGCCUUCCACCCAAGCCUUGGACGCCACGACGUCAUCUACCAAGUCGAAGCGCAAGCUACCUGUCACCAAGACCAAGCGAUGUACGACCACCAAGAAAACGCUGUUGGUCCCUCCGCAGAGCUCCCCCGAACCGCCGCCUCUGCGCAAGCGCAAACCGAAACCAGUCGCUUCGACAGCACCACCCGUGAAGGCACCCGUCAAGGUUGGUGGCACGACAUCGCGCCGAAAAACCGCUCUCGAGUCGAGCUUCCUCGCGCCGACGCGUGCGAGCCAGGCCAGGACCCAAGACACGCUUCAACGCACCAGAAAAUCGACGACCCAUCACCCGAUACAUCGAUAG
Saprolegnia parasitica CBS 223.65 is the source of this 975-nucleotide messenger RNA. RefSeq lists its product as hypothetical. The transcript has 3 exons. The record is from RefSeq and is a predicted model, not a curated record. The coding region runs from base 1 to 975 and encodes 324 amino acids. Lineage: Eukaryota; Oomycota; Saprolegniomycetes; Saprolegniales; Saprolegniaceae.